This is a messenger RNA of Penicillium malachiteum, 1026 nucleotides long. RefSeq lists its product as uncharacterized. Lineage: Eukaryota; Fungi; Ascomycota; Eurotiomycetes; Eurotiales; Aspergillaceae. The transcript is spliced from 2 exons. The coding region runs from base 1 to 1026 and encodes 341 amino acids. The record is from RefSeq and is a predicted model, not a curated record.
AUGACAGAGUUAUCGUGGAAAGAACAAGAAAUAGACCAGUUCUUUGAAAGACGGCAAUCUACCAAACAGCUAGAAUGCGACGAAUACGCUCAUAAGAUUUCCGGUGGCUCGAUCGAGGCCGUUGGUGUUCCGGGUUCGUUGAGCUACACCGUUCUUUGCACAGAUUGCCCAAGAGAACCGCGAAAUCUAAUCGUAUCUUUACGAGAAGUCUGGUCCACUCUGGAUACAGCCAUAACACAACUAGCGAAAUCAAUACACGGCGACUUUGUACCGGAAGCCUCAUUCCAUGGUGAAAUGCCUAAUUCAAACCCAUCUCUUCUUGUCUACACAAUGCCAUACCUGCAAGGCAUCACCUGCCUAGAAGCAUUCGGCUCCAAGCUUGAGAUGAAACCAGAAGAGAAGGCUAAACACCUUCGCUUUUUCAAAGAUUUGGCCAGAUAUUUCGCUCGGUGCUGGUCAAGCCCUCAGCCAGUUGACUUUCAAGUCCAAAAUGGUACCCAGGAGGAAAUUCAUCGUCAACUUACGAAAGUCAAGUCAACCCAUUUCGAGUCUGUACUACCGGACGCAACAAUCCUCGAGCUUCAACGCAGCCUCCCAGUCCUCUUUCAGCAAACCUACCCACAAGUUCUGACGCACAAUGAUAUUUCUCAGACAAAUAUUCUUGUUAAUGAGGAGACUUUUGAAAUCACAGGUCUCGUCGAUUGGUCCUUAGCCAAGGUACUUCCGUUUGGCAUGGAGCUAGGAACUCUUAUAUUAGCAACUGGCUACAUGGGCAUCGGAGAAUGGCACACUUAUACCUGCCGUCAAAGGCUUAUUGAUGCUUUCUGGGCUGAGUUCUGGGCUCAAUGUCAGAUAGUCGAUCCUAUACGCCAGCAGGAGGUCCGUUCCAUAGCGAUGCAGGGGGCUAAAAUCGCUUCCGUCCUGCACUAUGCAUUCAAGCGGAAUGCUGAUGGCACUUCAUCCGAAGAAUUGAAUAUUACUGACUGGGCAUUGAGAUGGCUGGAAGUUUCGACUCAAGACUACUAG